Oldenlandia corymbosa var. corymbosa is the source of this 2217-nucleotide messenger RNA. Lineage: Eukaryota; Viridiplantae; Streptophyta; Magnoliopsida; Gentianales; Rubiaceae. The record is from the annotation of a GenBank genome assembly.
AUGAUGGAAUUCGGUAGUGGUGGAAGUGGGUCGGGCCACGGCGGCCAUCUCCACCACCAUCACCACCACCAACACCACCAUGAUGAUGAUGCCUCGCCGGAUCCUCAAGGCGGCGGACGGAAUUAUAAUGAUGAUAAGAAGAAGAAGAAGCGUUACCACCGCCAUACUGCUCACCAGAUUCAGAGACUAGAAUCUAUGUUCAAGGAGUGUCCUCAUCCAGAUGAGAAGACAAGGUUGCAGUUGAGUAGGGAGUUGAAUUUGGCGCCCAGACAAAUUAAGUUUUGGUUCCAAAACCGAAGGACUCAGAUGAAGGCACAACAUGAGCGAGCAGAUAAUUGUGCACUCAGAGCAGAAAAUGAUAAAAUUCGAUGUGAAAACAUUGCAAUCAGAGAGGCACUGAAGAAUGUUAUCUGCCCUUCCUGUGGUGGUCCUCCUGUUAGUGAAGAUCCUUAUUUUGAUGAGCAGAAACUCCGAAUGGAAAAUGCCCAAUUAAAAGAUGAGCUUGAUAGAGUUUCAAGUAUUGCUGCGAAGUACAUUGGGAGGCCUAUUUCACAACUACCACCAGUUCAGCCUAUUCAUAUAUCUUCACUGGAUUUAUCAAUGUCUACUACUUUUGGAGGAGGCCAUCAUGGAAUGGUUAAUGUUGGUCCUUCCCUUGAUUUCGAUCUUCUCCCGGGAAGUUCAUCCGCAGCUAUGAUUCCUGGUGGUUUACCUUUCCCGACCCCAAUGGGGUAUAAUAUUUCCGACAUGGAUAAAUCCCUUAUGGGUGAUAUAGCUGCCAAUGCCAUGGAUGAACUGAUUAGGCUGUUGCAAUCCAAUGAGCCCCUCUGGAUUAAAUCAUCGGUCGACGGGAGGGAGUUACUCAAUCUUGAAAGCUAUGAGAAGAUUUUCCCAAGGGCUAAUACAAGGUUGAAAAAUCCCAAUACAAGGAUUGAAGCUUCAAGGGAUUCUGGUGUUGUGAUUAUGAAUGCGUUGGCAUUGGUUGACAUGUUUAUGGAUGUGAAUAAGUGGGUAGAGUUAUUCCCUACAAUAGUUUCAAGGGCAAGGACAAUUGAUGUAAUAUCAUCUGGAAUAUUGGGGAAUCAUAGUGGUACACUGCAACUGAUGUAUGAAGAAUUACAAGUUCUUUCCCCCUUUGUACCGCCAAGGGAGCUCUACUUCCUUCGUUUUUGUCAGCAGAUUGAGCAAGGUUCAUGGGCAAUAGUUGAUGUUUCAUAUGAACUUCCCCAAGAUAUCCAGUUUCCUUCUCCUGGUAAAACUUACCGGCUUCCUUCUGGAUGCUUGAUACAGGAUAUGCCCAAUGGCUACUCAAAAGUAACUUGGGUGGAACAUCUAGAAAUGGAAGAAAAAGCUCCUGUCCACAGGCUCUUUAGGGAUGUUAUUCAGAAUGGGUUGGCAUUUGGUGCUGAAAGAUGGCUUGCCUCUCUUCAAAGGAUGUGUGAAAGAUUUGCUUGUCUCAUGGUAACUAACACGUCAACUCGUGACCUUGGAGCAGUAAUUUCUUCUGCUGAGGGGAGAAGAAGCAUGAUGAAACUUGCCCAACGAAUGGUGAGAAGCUUCUGUGCAAGUAUCAAUCCUUCAAAUGGGCAGUGGUCACAGGUUUCUGGAUUGAACGAAUUCGAAGUCCGAGCGACCCUCCAUAGAAGCACUGAUCCUGGUCAGCCUAAUGUUGUUUUUCUUAGUGCAGCCACCACAAUUUGGCUCCCAAUUCCUCCACACCAUGUAUUCAAUUUUUUCCGUGACGAAAGAACUAGACCUCAGUGGGAUGUUCUCUCCCAUCAGAAUCCUGUGCAAGAAGUUUCACACAUUGCAAAUGGCUCUCAUCCAGGAAAUUGUAUUUCUGUUCUAAGGGCAUUCAACACAAGCCAGAACAACAGAUCAGAAAGUAGUAGUAGUAGUAGUAUUAUGGAUGGAGUUGGAGGAGGAGGAGGAGCAUCCACAAGUUCUGCAGCAUUAUUAGCUUUGGAAGGUGGUGGUGGAAGCAGUAAUGAUGGUGGAGGAGGAGGUAAUAGGUCUGCUGCUGAAUCAGGAUCAGGAGGAUCACUUAUUACAGUAGUACUACAAAUUCAUGUGAGCAACUUACCUUCAGCUAAAAUGAGCCAAGAGUCAGUAAAUACUGUUAAUAGCCUUAUCAGUACCACUGUCCACCAAAUUAAAGCUGCCUUGAAUUGCACCACCACUAAUGCUACUACUACUACCAAUACCACUUCUUUAUGA